Messenger RNA from Amoebophrya sp. A120, 3100 nucleotides. The record is from the annotation of a GenBank genome assembly. Lineage: Eukaryota; Dinophyceae; Syndiniales; Amoebophryaceae.
AGCUCUACUUCUUACUUGCUUCGCAUGUCAAAGUCCUCCACCAGAGGAGGCCUGGCAUCGCUUUGUCCUUAACAAGAAACCAUGGCGGGAAAUAACAAGAAUUCAGGUUUGUCGUUUUCUCUUCUGCUCUUCUCGGGCGCCACCUAUGCCUUUUGCUCGCACAACUUACACGCCCUGAAGAGACUCUGCGCCGACAGUGGCUUCGAUUGGCCCGUGGCGUUGACGACACUCGGCACGCUCCUUCUGUGGAUCUCCCUCGAGGGUCUCGCGCUACUUAAAUGUUUCAAUCCCGCAGCAGAUGUGCCGCUGCGGCGGGUGUUGGUUUUGAGUGUCACGCAAGCGAUCGUGGCCUGCACGGUGGUGGGGUUGGCGGGAAAAUUAUCUAGUGGAACAGCAGCAGCUACGGUACUAGGAAUCGAUCCAUCUACAGCAGCAGCUGAAGGUCCACCAAGCUCAGUAGACGAAUUCGAAGCGACGCUGCUCCCCAUCCUCGUGAUCCCCUGCACGAUUUUCCUCCAGACCAUCUUCACCGGCCGCGACGAGUAUUUGGAGGACAGCAACUUGCCCCAGAUCGGGAUCGGCAGCGCGCACAAGCGACUGCGGGACCGGAGUUGGGUCUGCCGAACGGGGUUGUUUCUUCUCUACGUCCUCCUUCCCCGAUUAUGCGACGUCGCCGUCGGCACGCUCUCCGCCGCGAUUCUGACCAUCUACCACGCGUUCCGGGUGGUGUACUGCGGCGGGAGAACCGUGUUUCUGAUUCUCCACGUGGUGUACCGCAUAGUAUCCUGCCCCUUUCAGUUUUUCUGCAAGCUGUGCUGCGGGAGGAAAGAAGGAGCGGAUGAAACAACGAUGGAGGAGACGGCGAUGCUGGUCCCCGGCGGCGGAGGCGCGGACGUCGUCGGGAAAAAAACCGACCGCGACGUCGAUGUGGAAAAUCAACCAGGAGGGCCGGGAACAGCUCGAAAUAAAUCUGCACAAGAUCAAGUGGAGAUGACACCAGUUGCGCGCAGGAAGUCUUCGAACAAUCUAUCGGUCGACAAAACGUCACCGAAGAUCGACAUUGUGGUGAAGACGCCGGACCAGGAGUCAGACCGGUCUUCUUCUGUCUCGCAGACCAGGAGCCGCCGGAACUUGUUGGACGUUAGCGGCGAGUUGGAUUUACCACCACCGAUAUCGCACAUGACACCGAGAAGCGUUGCGAGUAGGCUGAAAUUCCCGACGUUUUGCGAAUUAGUGGCGUUAUCAGUUGUGUGCGUCCCGUUGGUGUUGAAGCUUGUGCAGCAACUCGUGCCAUUGAUUGCGACCAUGGUGCCGGCAGCAGCGGGGAAUGAGGGUGCUGGUGCACCUGCGUCGUCUACUACGGCUCAGGAGAAUAGUAACACGGACGGAACACAACUGUCAGCAUCUUUGUCGAGGACUUCGUUUUCCUCUUUCCUGACCGACUUACUUCUUACUCUUGCCAGUCAGAAGGGUCUCACUAGAACAGUCGUAAUCGCGUUUUUGGUGGCGCUGAACGGCCUGUGGAUUCACCGUGCGGAGAUCCAGCUGGAGGUCACAGCGAUGCAAUUGCUGCAUCUAGUUUCGAGGACAAGUUUUUGGAUUCUGCUGCUCGUCGCGAUCCCAUUCACGGAAGGCCACUUGCUAUCGAUUCAGGAACAGGAGAAACUGCUGACACAAGCCCAGGAACUGUGGUCUUCGGCGACGCAGGAGCGGAAUUGGCGAACAGUUUCCUCCAUGUUCGAUAAGGACAACUACGGGAAAUACUUGCUAAGACGGAUACUGCAAGCGGACACGACGAGUUUGGAAAAUGGUGGGGGCGCAGCAGCUCUUGAUACAACAGCGUUACCACUUGCCGCAGCACAGCCUAUGCGUGAAGAACUGUCCAACACGGUAUUGGCAAGUGACCAACAGCAAGCUUGGCUGUUCCUGCCCCACACCUGGGUGUCGAUAAGAUCUUUCAGCAUAUCAGAAGGAAAAAUCCCCCCGCCCCAUAUUGGAAAGGUAUGUUUCCGCAAAUUUGUGUUGCUGAUUUGAGGUCACAGAUCGCAUUUGUCUUGCAAGAAGACAAGGGCAGAAGCUUCCGCCCCAUUAUGGAAGCGAUUUGUCAUGCUGUUGGGCCUAAAGAGGAGCCGUCUGCCAUGCUGAAGAACUAGACCGAUACGCCCCUACCUGGCCUGGGGAUCAGGCGGCAAUGCCUUCCUGCAGUACAGAGCUGAUUUGUGUACACAAAUCCAGCAUCAGAAAUUCCGUUUUGAUAUGGGGAGGGGGGAUUUUUGCUCUCAAGACACCACCGUCGCGUUAUUCUGCGCAAACUUCGCGGGGAUGCAGUGGGCCGCAGUCACGUUUCUGAUGAAGGGCGCGCCGCUAUUCCGAGUAAAAACAUCCCCACCCCAGAGUUGUCAUGCAAAUUUGCAUGCCAAAAAAGUUUUUCAUGCAAAGCCCCAUGAGAAGCUUUUUCUAGUCGUGUUUUGAGAUUUGUGAUGCUAGAAUCAACACGCUAUCCUAAAUCUGUGAUGCUGCUGAGCUAGCUACUCAGGAUCACACUACGAGGACAAACUUGUCAUGCGAAACAACCAAAGUUGGACGAUUUCUCUAGCAGAUUCUUCACCUUGACUCUGGUAUGGGGACGUUUUUACUCAGGAUAGCCGCUCUCUUUUCAGGUGUUGGACCGGGGAACGACCAGUGUCGCAGCCGUGAUGUAUGGAUUGUAAAAAUGUCUGGGUCUGGGAGAUUGCGAGAUUUGUCAUGCUAUUCUGGCAUGACUCUGGGAUCUGUAUUGCGUGGCAACCAAGAGCUCCUCUAGCCUGUCAUGCAAACACGCAGUUUCUCAUGCGGAAUACGCAACGCAGAAGCAUGAAAAAACUUGUCAUGCUCGGCGGCGCAUUACAGUGUCCUUAUUAUUCAGUGACCUGCAUCACAACUUUCCAGACCCAGACAUUUUUGCAUUUGAUAUGAUGGUGCUUGCAGCAAAGGAGCAUUUUGCGUGCUUGGUUGCGGCCGUGUGGUAUGGAUUGUUGCGGCUGAACAGCAAUCGGAAGGUGAAGUAGCCGGGCCUUGUGGAGGAUUAUAGCUUGAAUGAAGAAAGAAAGGCAAGAACAAU